AUGGCAAUAUCUGACCGACAUAAAACAAACGGCGACCACAACAUGAAGCUGUUUAGGCUCUGUCCGUUUUGGCAAACGGCAACUGACUCUUCCUCUUCAUCGUCUACACAUAACCUUAACCAGAGUCAUAACGGCAGCAGCAACAGUACCCGACACGUGGCGGUUAAUAGUAGCGGUUUGAAGCCAAUAACGGUGUCCUCUGUUGCACGAUCGCUUUUACCUUCUCGGCGUAGGCUCCGGCUUGAUCCUGCUAAUAAUCUCUACUUCCCUUAUGAACCCGGGAAGCAAGUCAAAAGUGCAGUAAGGUUAAAAAACACAAGCAAGUCUCAUGUUGCUUUUAAGUUUCAAACAACUGCACCGAAGAGCUGUUAUAUGCGUCCGCCUGGUGGUAUUCUUGCUCCAGGAGAAAGCCUUAUUGCGACGGUUUUCAAGUUUGUGGAGCAACCGGAGAACAAUGAAAAACAAAUGGACCAGAAGAGCAAGGUUAAAUUCAAGAUUGUGAGUUUGAAAGUGAAGGGAGGAUUGGAGUAUGUGCCUGAACUGUUUGAUGAACAAAAGGAUCAAGUAACAGUUGAGCGCAUAUUGCGGGUUGUGUUUUUAGAUGCAGAGCGUCUUAGUCCUGCAAUGGAGAAACUGAAGCGUCAGUUGGCUGAAGCAGAGGCUGCUCUUGAAGCACGCAAGAAACCUCCACCAGACACAGGGCCCCGUGUUGUUGGGGAAGGUCUCGUAAUAGAUGAAUGGAAAGAGCGGCGAGAAAAGUACCUGGCUCGACAACAGGUUGAAGCAGUAGAAUAG
Messenger RNA from Dovyalis caffra, 795 nucleotides. The record is from the annotation of a GenBank genome assembly. Lineage: Eukaryota; Viridiplantae; Streptophyta; Magnoliopsida; Malpighiales; Salicaceae.